Messenger RNA from Carassius gibelio (silver crucian carp), 2665 nucleotides. Its product is annotated as fibroblast growth factor 20-like. Gene Ontology annotation, biological process: positive regulation of gene expression; regulation of cell migration; animal organ morphogenesis. Bases 326 to 967 code for a protein of 213 amino acids. The record is from RefSeq and is a predicted model, not a curated record. Gene Ontology annotation, molecular function: growth factor activity; fibroblast growth factor receptor binding. The transcript has 3 exons. Lineage: Eukaryota; Metazoa; Chordata; Actinopteri; Cypriniformes; Cyprinidae. Gene Ontology annotation, cellular component: cytoplasm.
CACAUAGCCUACCUGCUGCCACAUACCUGCUCCACAUUUAUUCAUGUCAGAAAGCACCACCGGCCACUAUGUGGACGAGGCAUGAGAGCAGAAAUUAAAGGAAGUCAGCUCAUGGCAGUGAAGUUUCUUGCCCAUCGGAUAUGUCUGUAUACAUAACCUACAGGAGUCAAGUGAAAUUUAAUAUGCGCUCAGCAUGGAUCCACUACAAGUGACGUGCUCGCAUGGAUAUAAUUCGUCGUUAUAAUUGAACGAUUGCUUCAACUUAUUCAUUUAGAUCAACUUUCCCUGACCGCUCCUGCUGGAUUGGAGGUUUGUGGUGUCAGCUAUGGGAGAGAUCGGGACGUUUUUACAGAGCCUGGAGGGUUUCGGACAAGUCGGAUCACAGUUCUUUCUACCACCUCUAGGAGAAAACCUCGGGCUGUUGAAUGAUCAUUUAGUUCCAGCAGAGAGACUGUCACUGAGCACCUCCGCAGAUCUAACGCACUUGAAAGGGAUCCUGCGGAGAAGACAGUUGUACUGCAGGACUGGAUUUCAUCUUGAAAUACUCCCGGAUGGCAGCGUGCAGGGCACGAGAAAGGACCACAGUCGUUUUGGUAUUUUGGAAUUCAUAAGCCUUGCUGUUGGAUUAAUAAGCAUCCGUGGAGUGGACAGUGGUCUCUACCUUGGGAUGAACGACAAGGGAGAACUUUACGGCUCUGAGAAACUCACAGCAGAAUGUGUCUUCCGUGAGCAGUUUGAGGAGAAUUGGUAUAACACAUACUCUUCUAAUCUCUACAAGCAUGGGGAGAGAGGAGCACGAUAUUUUGUGGCUCUCAACAAGGACGGCACGCCACGUGAUGGGACAAAAUCUAGGAGACAUCAAAAGUUCACUCAUUUUCUUCCAAGACCAGUGGACCCUGAAAAAGUUCCAGAACUUUACAAAGAAGUGCUUGGAGUGCUGAGACCAUCAGUCCCAGUUAAGAGCUGAGAGGGAUGUCCAUUUUUUCUCUACAUGACGUGGAGAUGCUAAUGUUCGGCCACAGUGUCCAACCUGAGAUCUGCUCUGGAAUUGCAAAGGCCAGUACUGAUGGUGAAGAGAACAGUCUCCAAAGACUCCCUUUGUGUGAAAGCCAAGCUGCAGUUGGUGUUUUUGUUGCUGGUUGUAACAGACUACUAGCAUAACAUGUCCAUGAAAACCAAAAACUGAGGUUUUGGAGGUUUUAAACAUGGUUUUGCUUUGCUCUGGAAAUAUUCAAUAUGUGUUAAGAAGGACUUGAAGGAACAAUGCGUACAUGAUGCUCAGAGAUGACAGAACUGGGACAGUGAAGAACAGGAGAUGCCAUCUCACAUGAUGUUAUUUAUACAGUUCUUGAUACACAUAUUUAUUGUAUGUAUUUAUUUAUUUGAAAAUAUAAAUAUAUAUUUUUACAUCUAAAAAGUAGAUUUUUUAUUAGACCAAACAGUAGAAGGUGCUUUGAAAUAGUGGCAAAGCUGUUCUUUUUAUGUGACGGAAGCUGUGCAAGUGAAUUAUUAUCUCUGCUAUGAUAUUAAGAAAGAUUCCUAUUGCAAAUGUAUGAAGAAUGCCAUGAGACUCUGUGAUUUUAAUAAAUUUGUUUCAAGCAGGAUUCCCCAGAAUGGCACGCUGCACAGUACAUUCCACAGGCCAUUAAAUCAAGUAUUAUAAUUAAAAAGCUUGUUUUGUUUGAUUUGAUAUUAAUUAUGAAACCAUUAUUAUCUGGAAAACAUAAAAUAUCUAAUAGAUAAUAGAGUACGUUUUAAUGGGACAGUUCGCCCCAAAAAUAAGAAUUCUGUUAUAAUACCCUUACCCUUAUGUCAUUUCAAGCUUGUAUUUCUUACUUGUAUCGAAUUGUGAAUAACUUUUUAUUUUUGGCUGAACCAUCCCUUUAAGUUUCUGUUUAGCCGAGACCCAGGGUUGUCCUGCACUCAUCAGCAUCAAAGGUCUUUUGCCAGACCUUCUCAGGUAACAGCUACACAAUGACUGAAUCUGAGUGAAAUAAAAACUGACCUUUACUUUUGGGUCAAACCCAAAUUUAGAGUAAUCUCAGCUGAUGCUUAGUAGUGAUGCCUGCUAAAUGUUUUAAACAAAGUUAUAAAGAGAAUACACUAUACACUUUUCAGAUACUGUUUUAACUCCUAUCAAUAAACUCCACUAGGUUUUGUGUUUUCUUUGACAGAUAGUACCGGCAUUCUCACAUGAAACCAAGCAAGAAGCUCUGGGGUAGAUGAUAUGAAAUUUAAGCACCACAGGCUAAACUUGCCUGAAUGUUGUUUAACGGCUGAAUGAGACAUUUCCACAACAAUGACUAAAGAGGCACAUCUGUACACAGUUUCUAAACAGAUGAGAUGACAUUUUAUGUUGAAGCAUGAACAUAUAGUCUGUGAUCUCAGUAUCUCUGUGAUGGUGAGCCAGGCUCUGUCUUGAGAUGGGAGUGUACCUGUAACAUUUUACUGGAGUUACAGUGUGGGAUUUUCCCCAUCUUAAAACCAUAGAGUGAUUUUUAACAACAUAUAAAUGAGGAUUGAGGAUGAGUGUGCAUAUAUACCGUAUGCUUCGCUCCAUUCAGAAAUUAAAGAUAAAUUAUUUAAAAUCACAAAAUGUUCUGAUUUCUACCAUAUAUAGAUGGAGUUUGUAAAACGUGGUUUAACAAAUAAAAAGUCAACAUUU